AUGUCGGAGCCCGGCGCCCCCGCGGCCGGUGAUAAACCGCCCCGGCUCCAGGACCGCGUCCUUCGCGGGCUGCGCUGGGGUCGCCUCCAGGAGCCGCUGGGUUUCAUCAAGGUGCUGGAAUGGCUCUUUGCCAUCUUCGCCUUCGGCUCCUGCGGCUCCUUCAGCGGUGAGACCGGAGCCACAGUGAAAUGUGAAGGUGGAGGGAUGACAGCCAUCAGCAUCCAGUUCGGGUACCCCUUCAGGUUAUACCAGAUUCCCUUUGGGAUGCCCAACUGUGAGGAUGAAUCAGAAGCCCGCACCCUGUACCUCGUGGGCGAUUUCUCCGCUCCCGCCGAGUUUUUCGUGACCCUGGGGGUCUUCUCCUUCCUCUACUCCAUGGCUGCUCUGGUGCUCUACCUCCGCUUCCAUUCCCUGUACACGGAGAACACGAAGCUCCCGUUCACAGAUUUCUGUGUCACCGUCUGCUUUGCCUUCUUCUGGCUGGUGGCGGCGGCGGCGUGGGGCAAGGGGCUGAGCGACGUGAAGGCGGCCACGCGCCCCUCGGCCCUCAUUGCUGCCAUGGCCGUGUGCCAGGCCGACGGCGUGCUCUGCAACGCUGGCACCACGCCCGCCAUGGGGCUGGCCAACAUCUCGGUGCUCUUCGGGUUCCUCAACUUCCUGCUGUGGGCCGGGAACUGCUGGUUCGUGCUGCGGGAGACGCCGUGGCUGCGGCCGCCCGCGCCCCGCGACAGCGCGGCCGAGCAGGGCGCCAUCGACAAGCAGUGA
Molecule: messenger RNA, 765 nt
Organism: Melospiza georgiana
Lineage: Eukaryota; Metazoa; Chordata; Aves; Passeriformes; Passerellidae
Gene: SYPL2
Product: synaptophysin like 2
Exons: 6
Coding region: 1-765 (254 amino acids)
Cellular component (GO): synaptic vesicle; synaptic vesicle membrane
Source: RefSeq, a predicted model, not a curated record